Messenger RNA from Danio rerio (zebrafish), 3734 nucleotides. NCBI's taxonomy places the organism in Eukaryota, Metazoa, Chordata, Actinopteri, Cypriniformes, Danionidae. The record is from RefSeq and is a predicted model, not a curated record.
GCCAGGCAGCCCCCUAUUAUUAUUGUAAGAAUAAUUUCACUUAUGAAAAUGGCGGCGAGUCAGGGAGCUGUUGGAUCAGCGGCGGCUCUCCAGAGCCAGCCUUACCCGAACGUUGCCCACUGGAACCCGGGCGUGAUGCAGCAGCAGCACCCGCUUCACACCGCCCGCAGCCUGGAGCGCGCGCUGGAGGAUGCCGUCUGCUCCGGGAUGCUCAACAUCAGCGGGAGGAAACUGCGCGACUACCCGGGGCUCAACUACGAUCUGACCGACACUACACUAGCAGACUUGUCGAAAAACCGUUUUUGUGAAAUUCCCCCAGAAGUUUGUAUGUUUGCACCACUGGAGUCAUUAAACCUCUACCACAACUGCAUAAAGACCAUUCCAGAGGCCAUUGUCAACCUACAGAUGCUCACUUACUUGAACAUCAGUCGAAAUCAGCUUUCUGUUCUCCCCAAGUUUCUCUUCAAUCUUCCUCUGAAAGUGCUGGUGGUCAGCAACAAUAAACUCCCUUCUGUUCCUGAGGAGAUCGGAAAGGCCAAAGACCUCAUGGAACUGGACAUCAGCUGUAAUGAGAUCCAGGUGCUUCCUGCUCAGAUGGGGAAACUCCUCGCGUUACGAGAGCUUAACAUACGGAGAAACUGUCUACAAGUGUUACCAGAUGAACUGUCCGAUCUGCCAUUGAUCAGGCUGGAUUUCUCCUGUAAUAAGAUCACAGAGAUUCCCAUUUCUUACCGCAAACUCAAGCAGUUACAGCACAUCGCACUCGACAACAACCCCAUGCAGUCUCCUCCUGCUCAGAUCUGCCUGAAGGGAAAGAUCCACAUCUUCAAGUAUCUGAACCUGCAGGCAUGUCGUCUGGAUAAAAAGCCUGACACACUUGACCUGCCUUCUCUGGGAAAACGCUGUUUACCUCAGCAGCUGACUGACAGUAUGGAAGAUUUCUAUCCUAGUAAAAACCACGGCCCUGACUCAGGUAUUGGCAGUGACAAUGGUGACAAAAGACUGUCGACUACAGAGCCAUCUGAUGAUGACACCAUGAGUCUCCACUCUCAAGUGUCAGAAACGGCGCGGGCUGACGCACACAUUCUGCUCACAAAGCUUGACUCAAACAAAGAUCAGGACCCGUAUGACUUUAUUGACCCCAAUCCAGAUGAAGAGGGCACUUUGUCUGAGGGCGAUCUACAGCACAAUGCACCUUAUGUGUCAUGUAUAAAGGAGCUGGAGCGGGUCCUGAAAACACACCAAAGCAAAGACAAAGAGAACUGGAAAGAGGAGUCAGGCUCGGAGAAAGAGCAGUUAGCUGAAGAAGAGGAGGAUGACCUGAAGGAAGUGUUGGAUCUGAGGAAGAUCGCAGUACAGCUGCUACAACAAGAACAACAGAACAGGUUUCUCAGCCACUCAGGGAGCAGCACCAAACAGAGAUCUCCAUCUCAGACUGUUAGAAGUGCAUCUCUAGAUGAAGGAACCAGCUCCGCAUCAGCAUUCAGUGGACAGGAGACUGAUCUCACUGAUGAAGAUGCAGCUUUCUCUGAGCCUUCUUCCUCUUGCUCAUUUGACGGAAGUUUAAAAUCAGAGAGCAGUGACUCAGAACCAAGAUGGCCAGAGGUUCCUCCUGUGCUCAACCAGAAUGAGGAUCGUAGAAGAAACAAGUACCUGAGAAAAGACUACCUGAAGUACAAGUGCCAAAGUGCCCGAAGAAACUCCAGUGGCAACGACAUUGAUUGUGAGGAGGGAAUGCGGUCUAAUGAUUUCUCCACAACUCUCACUGUCUUCGGUCUGAAACCCAGAUCAGCCUUCUCCCGUGGAAACCGUCAAGACUUCAGCUCCACAGACCCAAGCUUCACCAUGAGGAGGAAGAUGGAGCACCUUAGGGAGGAGAUGGAGCAGAUCAAACUUUUGCGGCAGAACCUCGAGUCAAGGUUAAAGGUUUUAUUGCCAGAUGACGUGGGCGCUGCGCUGAUGGAUGGUGUCGUUUUAUGCCAUCUAGCCAAUCACAUUCGUCCCCGUUCGGUCGCCAGUAUUCAUGUACCCUCCCCUGCCGUGCCAAAGCUAAGUAUGGCCAAAUGUCGGCGCAAUGUGGAGAAUUUCUUGGAUGCUUGUAAAAAGCUUGGAGUGCCACAGGACCAGUUGUGUUUGCCACAUCACAUUCUGGAGGAGCGAGGUCUGGUAAAAGUCGGCGUCACCGUUCAGGCUCUGCUAGAUCUUCCGUCAUCGAAACCCAAUCAACUUUCCACCAUGUAGCACCGCUAGAUCAUCUCAUCUUUCUGUAUCCUGCCUUACCACCUCAUCCCGUCCCUUCUCUGUCAAUGCUGAUCUUUGACCUACCAUGGGGAGACCACGACCCUUCAGGCCGGCAAUUUCCCCCUACCUCUAAUAAGCCUCUCUGGAGGGCUCGAGACCUUUUAAUGCUCUGUUGGAGAGGAAUUGCAAGUUAAUGCCACACGUUUUAUUCCGAGGGGAAAUAUCUGUUUAUAUUUCACAGCUGGACACUUUUUUGUUUGGUGUCUUCUCCUCAUCUGUCUGGUGUUCACUCUUCUCUUGGACCGGUGAGCCCACAGUGGGUGAGGACAGGAGAAACGCAUGCAGCUUUAUGACUGAUUCUGGAACAGAGGGAUGGUGUUAUAUCAGUGCCACCACAACCCUCUUCUGUAUGAAGUCAACAAGAGCUGUCUGUCAUUCAGUUUCGUCGUGUCUGUCUCAAAAAAAUGAGUGGGGAAGGAACAUCUGUUGCACGUUCAACCAGGCGAGCACAGAGUUGGCAUAUAAAGGUAUCACGGCGAUCAGGUGAGUCACGGGCAGAGCUUUAGACAAGAUUUAUGUUUGAUAUCACGUGCCUGCACAAGACAAAGACGUUUUUAUGCUCUUACGUGCAUUCAGAUGUUUUUGUAACUGGUUUGCCACACGUUCUGUUUAGCUUUUCGAGUUCUCAUGAACAGUCUGGAAUUCACAACAGAGUUCCUGAACGUUUCACACGUGCCAGUCUGUAAUUGCAUAUCAUAAAAUUGGGACUCUUCAGGUUGCAGGCCUGAGCAGGAAUGAAUAGUGAAUAGUCUCAGCUCAAACUAGGUCAGUUAUUUAUAUACAGUGCUGCAUGAAAGUCUGUGAACCCACUGUGGAAUUGGUGAAAAUGUGGAUAAUGGUAACACGAAAAGAGAAAUCGUACAAAAUUAAUGUUAUUGCAGGACACUUGUGAGACUCAAACACAACUAUUACAAUAGAGUUUUAGAUUUUAGCUCCAACUUGCCUUAACACACCUGCAAGCUUGAUUAGCUAGCCCAGGUGUGUCGAAUUGGGGUUGGAACUAAACUUUGCAGGACAACAACCCUCCAGGACUAAGUAUGGACACCGCUGGAAUAAAGGAUAAAAAGGAAACGCGAUGGGUUAAGAAAACUUAAUGUUAAGACAACUUUUGGAAUUUGAAGAUACUUCUGCCAUUUCCACACUUGUUUUUGUUUAAUGAACAUAUAUUUAUUUAAAUUUUGGCCUUUUGACCACACUAAUGCCGAGUUCAGACUGCAUGAUUUUAGCUCCGAUUUUGACUCGCAGGCAAAUCGGUGCUCGUGCACGAGAGUGUCAAUCACACAGUAUGAACUAUCAAAGACGCGAUCUGAGUGAAUCGCAGAUGAGUUGCCGAUGCCUGUGAGGUAUUUGGCAUGCUAAAUAUCUGAAGCUGUCGGCGAUUCAAAUCAUGCCAUGUGAAAUGAGGAGUUUUGACUGAAAAUAACAUCGGCGAU